CCUUGUUUGCUUAUACUCCUGCUUAUUGCACUUUGACUUUGUCCUAUCUUAUUCUUGGUAACUGUGCAGCCAUGCCUUAGUGUUGGCAAUUCUGAUAACGUUAUAUCAUUUCUUUACAGAGAAGAAGAGGACUGGAAAGUUUCAACCUCUAAAGAAGCUCUUUGGAAAGAAGAAAAAGAAGACCUCUUUGCUUCAUUUUCAAGAAGGCAAACUUAAGCCAAGUCAGUCUAUUGGCAGUGUGUGCAGUAACCCACUCUCGGCGUUGUCUUCGGAUGAAGAAGCAUGUGAUAAUCUGAGGUUCCUCACCAAUAGCAUGGGAACAAGAGCCUUUUCUCAUGACAGUAUAUUCAUACCGGAUGGGCAGGUUGAAGAUGAGCAAGAAUCUCAGGCUACACCACAAGACCACAGUGUGGGGAAAGUGAAGUCUCUCCAGCAACAAUUGGGAAAGAAUAUUCGGUUUGGACAACCGCCGCCAGCCAAUGUUCCGCUGAAGAGGAUGCAAGAUUUGGGGGCUACACAGGAGGAAACACAGAACAGUAGCAUGGAUAGCCUAGGGGAACGUGAUGUGGGAUUUCUCAGUAGUGGCAGUAAGAUUCUAGGGUCACCGAGUUCUCAUGGCACCAGGAAUGUUCCUCAGCCAGAACACAAGACAGAGGAAAAGGUCACUCCUGUGAAAUCGUCUCGAACAAAAAGACCAUCUGGCACAAUUGACUCUAUAAACUUGGAUGUCGUUCCACGAUCUGCCGCUUGUUUAGAUAAUACUGCCGCUAAACACAAACUUUCUGUCAAGCCAAAAAAUCAGAGAGUGUCAAAGAAACACAGAGGGAUGUCCCAGGAUUGUUACAGCAUAGAAGACAACGAACAUGAAACUGGACUGAAUGUGCAUCGAUCUCUCAAUAAAGCCAUGUACCACUCAAUGGAUAUUUCCAAUCAGGAUAUAAUUGUGUCUAAUUAUUUUGAGCGAAAAGCCUGUGGAUUACAAAUUCCUGAGCAUACUCAAGUGACCAAUAGACAAUAUGAAGGGGAAAAACAUAAGGAGCCAAUCACUUUUAAAUCUGAAGAAAGUAGACAAAUGGAUAAAGGAAAGAAGUCAGUAGCAGAUAAACGUACCACAGAAGAGGAACAAAGAAGACAGGAAAUCAUUAGGAACAUUGAGUUAGAAAGGCUCCAGCAUAAGAUAAAAGAACAGAAAGAAAAUGAAAUGAAGGAACAGCGUAGACGUGAAGAAGAGAAAAAACUGCGGGCUGAACAAAUUCUGAAAGAAUUAGAAGAAGACAGAAAACAAGAUGAGCAAAGACAACGUGAGGAGGAGAGAUGUCUCAAAUUAGCAGAAGAACAAAAGACUCAUGAGCUGGAGCAACAGAGAACAUUGCAGCAAGCUGCAGAGCAGAAGAAGAUUGAGAUAGAGCAGCAAAUGGAACAACAGAAAGCUUUGCAGGAUGCUGAGGAACAAAAAAGACGUGAAGUAGAGAAGCAAAACGCCCUUCAGUUAGCAGAGGAACGGAAAAUGUGUGAAAAGGAGGAACAGAGAGCUCUGCAGGAAGUUGAAGAGCUGAACAAACGCAAACUUGAGGAGCAAAGAAUCCUUAAGAUGGCAGAAGAGCAGAGAAAUCGUGAACUGGAGCAACAAAAAGCACUCGAAAUUGCAGAAGAAGAGAGAAAGUGUGAGAUGGAACAGCAGAAAACAAUUCAAAUGGCAGAAGAGCAGAUAAUGCAAGAACUGGAGCAGCAAAAAACACUUAAGAUUACAGAGGAGCAGAGAAAGCAUGAACAAGAACACCAGAAAGCACUUCAGAUUGCACUGGAGCAGAGAAAGUAUGAAAUGGAACAACAAAAUGUACUUCAGAUAGAAGAACAGAAAAGAUCUGAACUGGAGCUGCAGAGGACUUCUCAAAUGGCAGAAGGACUGAAGAAACAUAAACUGGAACUACAGAGAUCUCUUCUUGUUGGAGAGGAGAUAAAACAUGACUUGGAGGAACAUAGGGCAGCUGGGGUGCAGAAAGGGAUUGAAGUGGAAGACCAAAAAGCUGUUCGACUAGUGGAGGACAAAAAAUUGGUACACGAGGAACCUUUAAAGAAAGAAUAUCCAAUUAAUGAGGAUAUUAAGAAGAAUGUAGUUGAGGUAAGGCAUUCCUCUCCAGAUCAUGAAAGCAGUAUUACAGAAAAACAUCUACCUGAAAAGCUGAAAACAGAUGAAAUAAGUAAAGAAAAUGACACAGAUUUAAAACAGAGACAAAGUAAUGAAGAACUCCGAUGGAAUGAGCUUGACCAAAGGCAAAGACCAUUUACAUUUAAGGUCACGUCAGGUGAAAAGCAGAUUAUAUUUGAGAAAGUUAAUUUAUCUCCAGUUACAUUAGUAAAAGAGCAACCAACAUGCCCUGAUAGACUGGACCCUAAAGAAACUAAAACGAAUAUUAGUUCACAUGUUCUUCCAUCCUCCCAGUGCAUUCCCCACACUGCAAUUUUGGUUACAGGAGCACAACUGUGUGGUACAGCUGUAAACCUUAACCAGAUUAGGGACACCGCUUGUAAAACAUUGCUUGGACUGACUGAAGAAAGGAAAUUAGAUCUUGCCGAAACCAAAAAUGAAAGAGAUAUGGGCAAUACUAAAUAUAUCAGCAGUAAAACAAAAUAUACAUCAGAGACAUUGGAAAAUCAGUCCUUCAUGGAAGAAUGGGCUUCCAUUAGGUCAAAAAUAUUCAACAAAUCUGAAAAUGUUGCCAUGACCGAAAAUAAUAAAACUGAUCCUUGUGUACCUAGUGAUGACUGGAUAGGAAAGGGUAAAGAUGACUCCCAUAACAUCUUACGAAAGACAAUGUCAGCUAGUGCUAAAUUUUCUAUAACACCAGCAUGGCAGAAAUUUCCAGAAUCUGCGAAAACCGUUGAAUUUAGUAGUGACACCCCAGCAAUGAAAUCAAAUAAGGAACAUAUAGGAACAGUGUUACCUGACAACACAGCUGAGAGAAGGCUCACAGAAAGGGCACUGAGUGUCCAAGAAGUGGUGGCAAAUAAAAUGAAAAGGCAAGCUACGAUUGAAGGUGGUGCAGAAGGUUGUAUAUUUUCUAAAGAUCUUCCAUCCUUCUUGGUUCCUUACCCACCUCCGUCUCCUCGUCGUGGUCAUUUAGAAGAGCAAACUUCCCUCAAUGCACAAAUGGCCAACAGUAUGAGAAAACCAGUUAAAUUAUUACAAAGUUCAGAAGAGAAAAUGGCUCCAUUUGGAGUCAAACUAAGAAGGACACAUUAUUCCUUGAGAUUUCAUUCAGAUCCUCAGAAUGAACAGAAACGGAAGAAACGAUAUAGUGCAGGUGACAGCUUUGAAGGUGUUCCUACUCCAUUAACUGCAGGAGAUGAAACAGAAAUAAGGACUUUACCCAACAAAGAAUUGUCAGCAUCCCCUACUAAGUUAAAGAAAGAUAGCACGGUUAAAUUAUUGCUAGAUACCUCAAACUAUCUAUCUGAAAACAUUUAUAGUACUUUCAUUUCUCCACUGACCCCAGGUACAAGUCCUCAUUUGUCAUCACCUAACAAAGACAGAAUAGCUCCUAAGUCGCCCAUCAUCCAGAAGCCGUCACUUGCUCCUAAACCAUCCAGCCCAACUCCACCAUCCUCCCCUCUUUCAAAACUGAAUAAAACAGAUAUGAAAGACCCUCAUGGGGAAAGUCUGGGCAAAACAGAGCAAAUAAGUGUAACAGAGGAAGUUAAAGUAAGCGCAGCUUUUCCAUCUUCAAAACAUAGUGAAAGUCUUGAGUAUGAUAGAACAGAUAAAGCAAAUUUGCCAUCAAUCCCAUGGAGAGAGAAACCAGAAAAAAGACCAGAGAAAACAGGAAGAGAGAGACCUGUGCUUCAGAGUCGACAUUCAUUAGAUGGCACCAGACUGAUGGAGAAAGUUGAAUCAGCUCAACCACUCUGGAUCACACUUGCUCUGCAGAAACAAAAAGGAUUCCGUGAACAGCAAGCAUCCAGGGAAGAGAGGAGACAAGCCAGAGAGGCCAAGCAAGCUGACAAGCUAGCGAAGGAAACUUCAUCUGGUGUCCUAGUAGGCGAAUACAGAAGCAGAUCUGGGUCACUGCAGAAGCCACUACCCCACGAAGAGAAGAAAUGUGAGACAGUGGUGACUAGACUCCAGCGCAGGGAACAGCUACAGAAAUCCAACACUCUUCCAACAUCAGUCACAGUGGAAAUUACAGAGACUGUUCCCGUAACACAUGCAAAGGAUCUUCCAAAGAGGUUCUCCACUCCAGAUGCCACUCCUGUCUCAUCAGAACCAGCUUGGUUGGCAUUAGCCAAGAGGAAAUCAAAAGCUUGGAGCGACUGUCCACAAAUUAUUAAGUAGAUCCAUUGUCGUAGGUAGUUAGAUCCUCAUUAGAUGUCCUUAACUCCUCUCUGUUUACCACUAUAUGGUUGUUUCGAUAGACUUCCACCGUGAUAACAUUUACUUGUCCGGGUGCUUUCUCCAGAAACAUUUAUAUAAUGCUAUUGUUAUUUUGGUCAAAUGUGAAUCCACAAAUGACCUUUAUUGCUACAUUUUAAGAGACUGAAGUAAUGAAAGUCAUGUGGCAAGUCAUAGGGAAUGGUGACAGGGCUUGGAGUUUAUCAACCAACUACAGAUCUUCACCAUGCCUAUGGCAUCACAGAUAUAAGUACUGUAUUCAGGUAGUCGAUUGGCUUGUGUAUAUGGCUGUAUUGAUAUUCCUUAAAAAAAAUAAUAUGAGCAUACAUUUUUAUCUUAGCUGAAAGAUAGCUGCCACAACCUGCACAAAACGAUGUCUUCUCUGGACCAAUAUGGCCAAUACAGAUUUGCACUUUUUCUUUAUGAUGCAUUCAUAUUUUGCACACUAUGGUAUUAUGUGCCUCUACUACAGCACUAUUAACUUAGAUUAAACAUAUGGAUUGUAGUAAUGUUGGAGCCUACCAGGAUGUUGUGAAAUUGGUCAGGGGCUAUUGCAAGCCGUUAGGUUUGUCACUUUGCCUCUGUGGAGUACAUAUGUUCAUUUUCUAGUUAAAUACAUAUAGCGUAAGGGAAAAGUCUGAGGACUAGGAUUACUGUUACCAUCCUCUAAUCUACAAGCUGACUAGUGAAUACAAAGGACGCUCUGUAUAUAAUAGCUGUGGCUAAUUAAGGAGGUAAGAUAUAAGGCACUAUAGGGUCUAACGGUAACUCCAAAAUGUAGUGGGUUCGUCCCAGAUAUAUUAUUGGAGCUGAUCUUAUUUUCCUAUGCACAUAGUAGUAGGUUUAAAUGUGGUCUUUUUGGAUUUAGUGCAUGUCAUGCGUGACUACCAUUAUAGAAAGAACAAAGAGUUGUCAUUCUCCAUAAUAAAAUAACUAUUUUGUAAUAUAGCAAAUGUAAUAGUUGUGCCUUUAGUGUGAAAAAAUACUGUUUUGACAGUCAGAAAGCAGGGCUAUAAUUGAACUCUCAGGAUCUGGCCCUUUAAGGAGUGGCUGGGCACAGUUCCAGUGAAAACCAUAAGCAAGCCCUACUCCUUUUUGUGUUAGUAUUUCUUAGUGGGAAAAGUUAUUUAUUUUUUGUAGAGUGAACAUUAAUGAAGAAAACAUGUC
Messenger RNA from Bufo bufo (common toad), 5557 nucleotides. It is a transcript of the gene CRACD, whose product is annotated as capping protein inhibiting regulator of actin dynamics. The record is from RefSeq and is a predicted model, not a curated record. Gene Ontology annotation, biological process: maintenance of gastrointestinal epithelium; negative regulation of barbed-end actin filament capping. NCBI's taxonomy places the organism in Eukaryota, Metazoa, Chordata, Amphibia, Anura, Bufonidae. Bases 314 to 4333 code for a protein of 1339 amino acids. The transcript is spliced from 9 exons.